GAGCUUCCGCAGAUAGAGGACGAGGACGACGAGGAGGACAGCAGGACGGCCAUCCCACCGAAAACGGUAGAGGAAAAGCGGGAAACUUCGAAACGAUUUUGCCUUUAUACUAGUUGCAAAUUGCAAUGGGGCCUGGUGGUUCAAAGUUCAAACUCCACAACAAACCCUCCUCCUUAUAAGCCACCGCUGCUUCAGCCUGCUCGCGCGCCGACGCAGGGGAACUCUGUUUCUGAACAGCAGCCGCAGAGGACGAUGGCUAUGGCUGCGGCGUUGGCGGGCAUGGCAAUGGAUGAGGUUAGGGCUAGCGCGGCUUGGGUCGCCGCUCGCUCGUCUCACGUCACCGUCGAUUCUGAAGCGAUUGAAAGAGUUGCAGACAACAUGCACGACAAAAUUCCCAAGAUAGAAUGGGAUUUCGAAGGGAUUCACUAUUUUGACGACGGCCCUCUCACCGUUCAGUACCUCUUUGUCCUCGACGCCCUUAAUUUUUGCUUCUGGCCUGAUAAGGAUUUAAACUAUGAUGAUCUGGCUUCUGGGUUGAAGGCAGCUCUGGAGAAUGACAAAUCCGUAUUUGAUGCUGAUCGACUGCAAAAGUACACUGGUCCUGAAUUGCGCAAAUUGCUGAACUGGCCAAGGCCCCUUCCUUUGGAGGAUGAGCGGGUCCGUUUGCUGCAUGAGGUUGGAUAUGAACUGGAAAGAAGUUUCGGUGGUAAGGCUUCCAACCUGGUGAAGUCCUGUGAGAAAUCAGCUUCCAUGCUUGUUGCUACAAUUACCAGUCACUUUCCUGGCUUCAGAGACCAUUCGGUUUACAAAGGGCACCAAGUGUUCUUCUACAAAAGAGCUCAGAUAUUUACAGCGGAUCUGUUUGGUGCGUUCAAGGGCCAGGGAUAUGGAGAUUUCCAUGACAUAACCUCAAUAACUAUAUUUGCUGACUACAUAGUUCCUGCUGUUCUAAGGGAGCUUGGAGUUUUAAUUUAUCAUUCUAAGCUUGCUACCAUGAUUGACUCCGAAAGCGAGAUUGCUGCUGGAAGUGAAGAGGAAGUUGAGUUACGGGCCUGCUCCAUAUAUGCUGUCGAGAAGAUGAGAGACUUAAUUCGUCUCAAAUCCGGAAAGCAGGUGCUGACGGUGGAAUUGGAUCUGUGGCUGUGGGCUUAUGGCGUUCAACGCCCCUCUCUACAACACCACAGAACUCUCUCAAUAUACUACUGAUGAUAGCUAGCUUGGUGUCUUCUUAGUACCUAGAAUAGCACCUUCAUCGACUAAAAUUGGUAGAGGAAUAUGAAAGUUUUGUCUCUAGAGAGUACUUAGAAAAUGAGAUAUCUAACCCAUGAUAUCCCCUCAUCAUAUCUCCUCUCUCUUUUAAUCAACGGAAUCCUUCUAUUUUAUGCUGUUUAGUAACAUGAAACAUUCAGGUGAUAGCGUAUUAUC
Messenger RNA from Linum tenue, 1425 nucleotides. The record is from the annotation of a GenBank genome assembly. Lineage: Eukaryota; Viridiplantae; Streptophyta; Magnoliopsida; Malpighiales; Linaceae.